AUUCUAUCUAAACUUUCUUUGCCGGCUCGUGCCUGGGAACCAGCAAUGAAGCAGAGUUUCGCCUUUGACAAUGUUGGCUAUGAAGGUAGUCUGGAUGGUGUGUGCCCUUCCCAGACAACCACCGGCAUCAUCAGCAUUUCGGGCAUGACUUGCCAGUCAUGUGUACAGUCUGUUGAGGGCCGGAUUUCCAGUUUAAAAGGCAUCGUGAGUAUUAAGGUUUCCCUGGAACAAGGCAGUGCAUCUGUGAAGUAUGUGCCAUCGGUUAUGACCCUGCCACAAGUUUGCUGUCAAAUUGAGGACAUGGGCUUCGUGACCAGCAUUGCAGAAGGAAAGGCUGGCUCCUGGCCGUUAAGGUCUUCGCCAGUCCUGGAGGCCAUGGUCAAGCUUCGCGUGGAAGGCAUGACCUGCCAGUCCUGUGUCAGCUCAAUAGAGGGCAAGAUUGGGAAACUGCAAGGAGUAGUAAGAGUCAGAGUCUCACUCAGCAACCAAGAGGCAGUCAUCAGUUAUCAGCCUUAUCUUAUUCAACCCCAAGACCUCAGGGAUCACGUCAACGACAUGGGGUUUGAAGCUGUGAUCAAGAACAAAAUGGCUCCUGUAAGCCUGGGACAAAUUGAUAUUGGACGGUUGCAGAGCACCAACUCCAAGACACUUGCAGCUUCUAACCAGAAUGUCAAUAACUCUCAGACCUCAGGGCACCAAGGAAGCCAUGUGGCCACCCUGCAACUGAGAGUAGAUGGAAUGCACUGUAAGUCUUGUGUCUGGAAUAUUGAAGAAAAUAUUGGUCAGAUCCCAGGGGUUCAAAAUAUUCAAGUGUCCUUGGAGAACAGAACUGCCCAAGUACAGUACGACCCUUCUUCUGUCUCCCCGAGGGCCCUGCAGAAGGCCAUUGAGGCUCUUCCACCAGGGAACUUUAAAGUUUCUCUUCCUGAUGGCGCAGAAGGAAGUGGGACAAAUAGUAGGUCUUCCACGGGUCACUCCCCUGCCCCCGCCCAGAGAACCCAGGUGCAAGGUGUGUGCUGUACUGUGGUACUUGCUAUUGCUGGCAUGACCUGUGCAUCCUGUGUCCAGUCUAUCGAAGGCCUGAUCUCCCAAAGGGAAGGUGUGCAGCAAAUAUCAGUCUCUCUGGCUGAGGGGACUGGAACAAUUCUCUGUGAUCCCUCUGUAAUCAACCCAGAAGAACUCCGAGCUGCAGUAGAAGACAUGGGAUUUGAGGUUUCGGUAGUUUCUGCAAACUGUUUUGGCAACCAUGUUGGAGAGCACAAUGCGGCGAAUUCCACAGCGCAGAUGACAGUUGGUGCACCUGUGUCUGUAGAGCAAGUGGCUCACCACUGGGGGGCUGGGAGACCCCCUAAAAGCCACAGCCGUGGCCUCUCAACAAAGGCCCCACAAGCCUCCACAACAGUGGCACCACAGAAGUGCUUUCUACAGAUCACAGGCAUGACCUGUGCAUCCUGCGUGUCUAAUAUAGAGAGAAACCUGCAGAAAGAGGCUGGUAUUCUCUCCGUGCUGGUUGCCUUGAUGGCCGGAAAGGCAGAGGUUAAGUACAACCCGGAAGUCAUCCAGCCACUCGAGAUAGUGCAGUUCAUCCAGGACUUGGGCUUUGGGGCAGCAGUGAUGGAAGACUACAAAGGCUCUGAUGGCGACAUUGAGCUAGUCAUCACCGGGAUGACCUGUGCUUCCUGUGUUCACAACAUAGAGUCCAAACUCACGAGUACGGAUGGCAUCAUCGAAGCCACUGUGGCCCUUGCAACCAGCAAAGCCCACGUAAAGUUUGACCCUGAAAUUAUCGGUCCACGGGAUAUUGUUAAAAUUAUUGAGGACAUCGGCUUUCAUGCUUCUGUGGCCCAGAGAAACCCCAGCGCUCAUCACCUGGACCACAAGGUGGAAAUAAAGCAGUGGAAGAAGUCUUUCUUAUGCAGCUUGGUGUUUGGCAUUCCUGUUAUGGGUUUAAUGAUCUAUAUGUUGAUACCCAGCAAUGAACCCCACGAGUCUAUGGCCCUGGACCACAACAUCAUUCCGGGAUUGUCCAUCCUAAAUCUCAUCUUCUUUAUCUUGUGUACCUUUGUCCAGUUCCUCGGUGGGUGGUACUUCUACGUUCAGGCCUACAAGUCUUUGAGACACAGGGCAGCCAACAUGGAUGUGCUCAUCGUGCUGGCCACGAGCAUCGCCUACGUCUACUCUGUGAUCAUCCUGGUGGUGGCCAUUGCUGAGAAGGCCGAGAGGAGCCCCGUGACCUUCUUUGACACUCCCCCCAUGCUGUUCGUGUUCAUUGCCCUGGGGCGGUGGCUGGAACAUGUGGCAAAGAGCAAAACCUCAGAAGCCCUUGCCAAACUCAUGUCUCUCCAAGCCACAGAAGCCACCGUCGUGACCCUUGGCGAGGACAACUUAAUCAUCAGAGAGGAUCAAGUACCCAUGGAGCUGGUGCAGCGGGGUGAUGUCAUCAAGGUUGUGCCAGGGGGAAAGUUCCCAGUGGAUGGGAAAGUCCUAGAAGGCAAUACCAUGGCCGACGAGUCCCUCAUCACAGGAGAAGCCAUGCCAGUCACUAAGAAACCAGGAAGCACAGUAAUUGCUGGGUCUAUAAAUGCACAUGGCUCUGUGCUGGUUAAUGCCACCCACGUGGGCAACGACACCACUUUGGCUCAGAUUGUGAAACUGGUGGAAGAGGCUCAGAUGUCAAAGGCACCCAUUCAGCAACUGGCUGACCGGUUUAGUGGAUACUUUGUCCCAUUUAUCAUCAUCAUUUCAACUUUGACGUUGGUGGUAUGGAUUAUAAUCGGUUUUAUCGAUUUUGGUGUUGUUCAGAAAUACUUUCCUACCCCCAACAAGCACAUCUCCCGGGCAGAGGUGAUCAUCCGCUUUGCGUUCCAGACGUCCAUCACAGUGCUGUGCAUUGCCUGCCCCUGCUCGCUGGGCUUGGCCACACCCACGGCGGUCAUGGUGGGCACUGGCGUGGCUGCCCAGAACGGCAUCCUCAUCAAGGGGGGCAAGCCUCUGGAGAUGGCGCACAAGAUUAAGACUGUGAUGUUUGACAAAACGGGCACCAUUACCCAUGGGGUCCCCAAAGUCAUGAGGGUCCUCUUGCUCGUGGACACGGCCACACUGCCCCUCAGGAAGGUUCUUGCUGUGGUGGGGACUGCGGAGGCCAGCAGCGAGCACCCCUUGGCUGUGGCUGUCACCAAAUACUGCAAAGAGGAACUUGGAACAGAGGCCCUGGGAUACUGCAUGGACUUCCAGGCUGUGCCAGGCUGUGGAAUUGGCUGUAAAGUUAGCAGCGUGGAAGGCGUCCUGGCCCAUAGCAAGCACCUGAGCGAACGGGCCACUCACCUGAGUGGGGUUGGCAGUGUCCCUGUACAAACAGAUGUAGCCCCCGAGACGUUCUCUGUGCUGAUUGGAAACCGAGAAUGGAUGAGGCGCAACGGCCUGGACGUCCCCAGCGCCGUCAGCGAGGCCAUGGCGGAGCACGAGAUGAGAGGCCAGACGGCCGUGCUCGCGGCCAUUGACGGGGUGCUCUGUGGGAUGGUCGCCAUCGCAGACGCUGUCAAGCAGGAAGCCGCCCUGGCUGUGCACACGCUCAGGAGCAUGGGUGUGGAUGUGGUUCUGAUCACGGGGGACAAUCGCAAGACAGCCAGAGCCAUUGCCACCCAGGUUGGCAUCCACAAAGUCUUUGCAGAGGUGCUGCCUUCUCACAAGGUGGCCAAGGUCCAGGAGCUCCAGAAGGAAGGGAGGAAAGUCGCCAUGGUGGGAGACGGGAUUAACGACUCCCCAGCCUUGGCCCAGGCCGACAUCGGCAUCGCCAUCGGGACAGGCACAGAUGUCGCCAUUGAGGCGGCUGAUGUGGUUCUCAUCAGAAAUGACUUGCUGGAUGUGGUUGCUGCCAUCCACCUCUCCAAGAGGACUGUCUGGAGAGUGCGGCUCAACUUGGUGUUGGCGCUGAUCUAUAACCUGGUUGGGAUCCCCAUCGCAGCAGGUGUCUUCAUGCCCUUUGGCAUCGUGCUGCAGCCAUGGAUGGGCUCGGCAGCCAUGGCAGCCUCCUCUGUGUCUGUGGUUCUCUCGUCGCUGCAGCUCAAGUGCUAUAAGAAGCCUGACCUGGAGAGGUACGAGGCCCAGGCCCAGGCCCAGGGCCGCAUGAAGCCCCUGACCGCAUCCCAGGUCAGUGUGCACAUCGGCAUGGAUGACCGGUGGCGGGACUCCCCCAGGGCCACACCCUGGGACCAGGUCAGCUACAUCAGCCAGGUGUCGAUGUCCUCCCUGAAGUCCGACAUCCUGUCUCGGCACAGCACCACAGCUGAUGACAGCGGGGACAAGUGGUCUCUGCUCCUGAAUGACAGGGACGAGGAGCAGCGCAUCUGAAAGCUCCGGACUGGUGCAGACCACGGGCCGUCUCCUGGCUGGUCCGCAGCUCUGGCCCCACAGGUGCAGCACUGACAGCCGGCUGCAGGGUGGGUGAAGCCUUGGGAACGUCCACUUCCUGGACCUUCUAGUUCAUUCCACCCUGCCUGGACCCCACAGGCACAGGGUGAGGCCUUACCACGCUGUUGGCGUCGACUUGUUGGAAACCUUGCUGGCCUCUAGCAGAGGGAGGAGCCAGCCCUCCUCACAGACCUGCUUUUUUUAGUGUUUGGGAUGACUCCUUGUGAAAUGAGGAAAAUCUCACCAGGACCAAAAACUUAGCUGAGCCUUUCCCUGGAACUAGUGAAAAACCUAGAAUGCACGUAAAACCUCAGUGUCGUC
Molossus molossus (Pallas's mastiff bat) is the source of this 4731-nucleotide messenger RNA. It is a transcript of the gene ATP7B, whose product is annotated as ATPase copper transporting beta. The transcript has 20 exons. Bases 46 to 4350 code for a protein of 1434 amino acids. Gene Ontology annotation, biological process: monoatomic cation transport. NCBI's taxonomy places the organism in Eukaryota, Metazoa, Chordata, Mammalia, Chiroptera, Molossidae. The record is from RefSeq and is a predicted model, not a curated record. Gene Ontology annotation, molecular function: ATP hydrolysis activity; copper ion binding; ATP binding. Gene Ontology annotation, cellular component: membrane.